Messenger RNA from Aspergillus wentii DTO 134E9, 501 nucleotides. RefSeq lists its product as uncharacterized. Gene Ontology annotation, cellular component: endoplasmic reticulum membrane. Gene Ontology annotation, molecular function: stearoyl-CoA 9-desaturase activity; iron ion binding. The record is from RefSeq and is a predicted model, not a curated record. Gene Ontology annotation, biological process: unsaturated fatty acid biosynthetic process. The coding region runs from base 11 to 406 and encodes 131 amino acids. NCBI's taxonomy places the organism in Eukaryota, Fungi, Ascomycota, Eurotiomycetes, Eurotiales, Aspergillaceae. The transcript is spliced from 2 exons.
ACUCGCUGGAAUGGCCGAUGGUCAUUUUUCUGGUUGGGGUCCCUCUAGUCGCUUCGAUCAUCUUCUGGAUUCCUUGUUUUUAAAAAGACCGUCCUAUUUAUGUGCUUCUUUGGCUUUUUACGGGGGAUUUGCAUUACGGUCGGCUAUCACCGUCUCUGGGCACACAAAUCAUACGCGGCUAAGCCCUAUCUUGAAACUACUGUUCGCAAUAAUCGGCGCUGGUGCUGGAGAAGGCACGAUCAAACAAUGGUGUCGCGAUCACCGCGCCCACCCUCGCUACGCCGACACGGAUCACGAUCCAUACAAUGUACAAAGGGGGUUCUUUUAUGCGCACAUCGGCUGGAUUAUAUUCAAGAAGAGCCCGAAAUCUACAGGGAACUAUUACGACUGGCCAUGUGGAUAUUAGCGAUAUCAAUUCCGUCGCCCAUCUAAUGGGCUCACAGCCGUUUCAAUCGACUAAACCUCCUCCAGAUAAUCCGUUCGCCGCGGUAUUGACCCUCG